Bemisia tabaci is the source of this 2909-nucleotide messenger RNA. RefSeq lists its product as uncharacterized. The record is from RefSeq and is a predicted model, not a curated record. Lineage: Eukaryota; Metazoa; Arthropoda; Insecta; Hemiptera; Aleyrodidae.
UACCUGACUAAGAGAUAAAUAUGUUGAGCUAAUUACAAAAGUGAACAAAGAAUACUUGUGGUGGAAAGGUCACUUAAAUUUGUGACACCCAUGAUGUGAAAUGGUUGAAGAAAAACUCAACUUCAAUUACAUGAAUGGUCGAAAAACCUAAGAUAACGUGAUCAGGGUCUACAAAGUGCGUUUGAUUUCCGGAUAAAAAAUAGACGAACAGAUUCUUGGUUUACUGAUGGAAUAAUUCAUUUUGACAGAUCAGGUUGUAAUGUCAACUUAAACUACUAAUUCAGCAUGAGAUGAACAUUAGCUACUGUGAUAUAACUAGGACGUAAACUAAGUAGAUUUAGUCGGAUAAUUUUUCAAAAAUAAUUAAUUAGAUUGAGAGUGUUUUGAACACGGCUCAGAGAUGGACAAACCACAUUUCCUUGAAAAAUGAGUAUCACAAGGCAACUUUUAACCGUUGGGUUGACUAUAUUUUUCUUAGAAAUAAACAGUGUUUACACUCAACUAGAGCAUGACCUUGAAGAGUUGAACCAAUUUCGAAAACGCCUAAAAGGGCAGAACUGGAGAAUGCAGGCAUUCGAGCUUGGAUCUAAGUUUAAGGAAAUUCUUCGGUCAUCUCCUGGUUUAUCAGAGGCAAUGAGUAUUGAGCCAUAUCAAGGCUCUAUUCUUGAUUACCCGACACCAGACGAGGACAAGAAGUUAAAAAUUCUUGAGCUCUCAUGGAAUGAAUAUUACGAGUGCUUGAAGUCUCAACACAACAGCAUCGCACUUGAUAAAGUGCUACCUCCGCAAGCAAUCAUGGUGUUUGAAGGAAACAAUGUGAGACUAACUUGCGACAUUUGUAUAAGUCCAGCCGAUAUUACAGAGACCGUGCAAUGGUAUUAUUCACCGACUAUGGACAAAAGUCGAUCAACAGAGAUAGAUGAAGACUCAAAUAUAGUAAUAUCGCAAUGGGACAAUACACUUCAUAUACUCAAUGUGAAGAAAUCUAGCACAGGGCUCUAUCACUGUCAUUUUAAGAGCACUUUAAGUACAGUGCAUUUUCUCCAUGUGGUAGAUGAAGAGCCCAUAAAAUUGGUCCAUCCUCCCACAGCAGCAAAAAACCACAGUUCACCUCCGCUGGUAAAAAACGACAUUACAGUUUGGAAUGACUGGAGUGAAUGGUCAAAAUGCAGCCACUGUGGGAAAGUAGGAAAGAAAAUGCGGACAGGGUACUGCAUGGUUACGUUGACUGACAAUUUAAAUAUUAUUGGGGACAAACAAGUCAUUGAAGAAAAUCAGAAUACCUCAACUUCAACACUUUCAUCGGAGACAGAGAACUUCACACAACCUAAAAAUGCUACUGAUUCAGGAACAACCAUGGCAUUGAAAAAUGUUACGGAACCGAGUAAUGCCACAGAACCCAACUUUGCGCAGCCUAAUAUUACAGAUUCAAACCAUUUUAUUGACAAGAAGAAUACCACAGAACUAAUUACUGUGUCAAGACAAAAUGACGUUACUGAGUCCAAAGCUCCCACAGAGCCAACCACAUUUAUUGAACCGAAUAGCACCACAAAGCCAAAUAAUGUUAUAGAAACAAACAUUAUCAAGGAGGCGGAAAAUUUUGAUAGGCCACAACUAAGCAAAACAAUUGAUGAGGAUCAAAGACUAAAUAGAGAGGCAAUGCACAAUAUUGGGAGAUCAGACUUUCAAGAUAACAUAAGACGAGUGUUCGGUAUACAUCAUAGACAACUCAAAAGUAAAAAAGCGAAAACUAAGCGAAAAUUCUCGACCAAGUAUUUGAAAACAAAACACAAAAAAUGUACACAUUCAGGUAGUCAUCACGCAAAAUUUUUACGGAAAUUAAGACAAAUAUUUAACAUAAAACGAAGAGAUCUGCGAAACUUCACCACAAAAAAGCAAAACACAGGAUUGAAUUUUGAUAAAACAAAUAAAAAUCGUUGGGAAGGGGUUGAUUCCAUAUUCGAAAAUACUUUGGCAGAACUGGAAAAAGUGUUUGAUGAAGAGCAAGGAAGAACUAACUAUUUUUACAAACAAUUGAUUAAGUUGAACGUGUGGAACAACCAUAAAAUUAAAAAUAGAAAUGGGAGGGAGCGAAAACACAGUUCCAAUUUUUUACAGCUCUGGACAAAAUCUGCUCAGGCUAAUUUUUUGAAAAACGAGGACCUGACAAUGUUGAAGCUGUUUGAAGGAGGGAUUCCGUGUCGCAGUCAACUACUUCCCGAGUCGAUAAGAGGCAUGCCAGAAGUUACCUCAAGAGCGACUGAAGUCAUGAUUGCGUACUGUAAGGAGCCUUGUGUGGAAAGCGUCAUCUUCCAAGUCUACGAUACGAAGGGUAAAAUCAUUGAGGAAGUGAACAACACAGCAGGCCUCUAUUCAACGCUCCAAGAGCUGCCGAACUUCCCACUUACUGUCACACGCCAAAUGAUAACUGUCAAGGCCAACUACCAGAACUUGAAAAUCACCUGCCCAGCAAAAGUUGCCGAAAACAUUCCAGUGGAGUGGCAAAUUAAGUCGAAACCACUCCGCCCAACAGUAAUUGAGAAAGAGACGAAAGGAAGAGUUCUAGUUGACUUGUUCGAUCGCUUACUUUUUACAUCUUUGAAUGAUAGUGAUGCGAACACAUACUCGUGCUGGCAGAAUAAGGAACUGGUGGGAGUGGUCACUUUAGUUAUUGAUCAUAGGUUGGCUUACGAGAUUAACCGGACACUAAUGAUUGUAGGCGUUGUCCCGGUAGCUGUUACGUUUGGAAUAUGUCUGUAUCGUGUUUUCAAAAUGAGAAACAGGGGACAUUCAAAAAUUUCUUCUUGAAUUUCAAGCUGCAUUAUCUGAUCAGACUUGAAUGCAGCCGUAGAAGAAAAUCAUCGUUUUAGCCUUUUAAAUUAAGCCUAAUAUAAUAAUAAAGCCUAAUA